AUGACUGGCACAUCAUCUCAAGUUAAAAAAGAUGAUUUUGAUCAAUCAUUCCAUGUGGUUGAACAACAAGAAGCACCUACUGGAUUGGAGGGACCUGAACCAUCCACCAUGAUAAUUCAGGUGGACAACAUAUCAGAACAAAGCAUUUCAGCAGAUGUUCCUGAAUUAUUUGAUCAGCAAGUUUAUUCUGAUACAUUAAAGGAAGAUGAACCAUCCGUCAAGGAUGUAUCAGCACACCAAAUAGAACCACAAAGAGCAGAUACUGAUCAGCUUAUUGCUGAUUCUGAUACAUUACAAAACACUGGAAAGAAAGAUAGAAGAGUAGCUGAUGAUAAAUCUGCCAAAGUAGAAGAGCAAGUCGAGGAGAUUGAAAAAGAAAAAAUCAAACCAAGCACAUCAGAAUCCAAUACUUCAGCACCAUUUUCGAUCGAAACUCUAGAUGUGAUAGAUGCUCUAAUAUAUGGACUUCCAUUACCAGCCAUGCCAUUAACAGCUGUUAGUCAUGAGCAAGUUCAGGAUGAAUGUCUAUUAUGCGAUAGCCAGCUACCAACCACUCUUCCAUCAAAAGCUAAUGUAUUGUCUGACGAUGCGAAGACACCAUCUCGAAGAAGCAGGAUUCCUUCGAAGAUCUUACAGUCGCCGUAUCUUUCAAACUUUGGGUCAAGUGAAAAGGGAAAGGAAAAUUUGUCAGAUGUUACGCAUCAGACACACCCUUUUGAAGGUUUUGGUAUAUGCUAUCAACCCCCUUCCGAGCUUGUCACAGACUACUCUCAAUGGAUAGAUAAAGAACUUCUAAAAUCACAUGGCAACAAGAAUUCGAAGGAGGAUCAUUACAGAUCUAAGUGCUCUUUAUUCGGCUUUGAAAAAAUGGACUUUGUUGUGGCAUUUCCUAAAGAUAAGAACUGGUUCUACCUAAUGUCACAGCCGGACAGAUGCUGGAACGAUGAGAAAUCGAAGAUGCAGUUGAGCAAUCAGUAUCGAUACACAACGACAAACUGCAUUUUCAAAAAUUACAUCGAAUAUGCACACACACACUACUAUCACCUUCCACCUAACAUUUCUACACAAGAAGAUAUGGCAAGGGCCACUGUUACAGCUCAUCAAGAGAGAUCCGUGAAGAACAUAAUAAGAGGUUUCUCAAUACUAGCCGGUUUGCCCUGGUAUUUGGUAAAUGAGGUAUACAUUCCAGUAAACUGCUGUGAUAUCCCCUAA
Solanum dulcamara is the source of this 1212-nucleotide messenger RNA. RefSeq lists its product as uncharacterized. The transcript is spliced from 6 exons. Lineage: Eukaryota; Viridiplantae; Streptophyta; Magnoliopsida; Solanales; Solanaceae. The coding region runs from base 1 to 1212 and encodes 403 amino acids. The record is from RefSeq and is a predicted model, not a curated record.